AUGGCCUGGUAUGUUGUUCAUGUUGGCCGACAACCUGGAGUUUACUCCAAUUGGGUUGAUGCCCAUGCUCAGGUCAGUGGCUACAAGGGGGCCUGCCACAAGAAGUACAAGUCAAGUGAUGAAGCAUUUGCAGCCUUCUACGGUCUUCAAAACAAAGACGUCAAGCCAACAGACUCACAUGACCCUCCUAAGAUGGAAUUAUGGAAUGUUAAAGAUAGACCAAUGGAGCCACAAGACAGGGUGAAGGAGUGGCCUGAACGUACUAACGCUUUCUACUUUGUCAAGAUUCGCUCAUUCAAGGAUCCUGAUCUUAGAAGAAAACUCAUGGAGGCUGAGAAUGAAUUCCAGAAGAAGAUUGAAGCUCGUAACAAAAUUAUUGAGGUUGCAAGAGCCAAGAAGGAGGAGCGCUCCAAUAUAAUCUCAGAGCUGAAGUCACUGUAUGCUGAGAACAAACAGUAUCAUGUAGUUGUGGAGGUUCUUCAAAACCAUUUAGGCAAGUUUCGUAAUGGAAACAACACCAUGCAGGCACAGGGCUGCUCUGUUGUUGAAGAACUUGAGCAAACGAUCAAGAUGUUGAGCGACCGCAUCGUUCACGAGUGCAUAUCUAUACUUGAGGAGAAGCGUUUGUAUACAGAAAUUAAGGACAUUGAAAAAGCCAGAUCGAAGGUCAUUUAUCUCUCCACCAAUCGACCUAAACUCCAAGAUACAGUGGAUGGAAAUGAGGACACACAGGACAAGGUCAAAGUCAUUGAUGGAAUAAGAAAGGAGCAACAAGCAAUCGGAUCUAAGAUUAAGGUUCUAGAGGAUGAGCUAAAUGUUGUUAACGCUGAUAUCACAUCAAUUCAAGAAGAUUUAGAUGCAGCUACAGCUAGAAAAGACAAGGCAUACGAACCAUUGCAAGAAUUGAGAGCAAAGCGCGAUGUGAAAAAUGCUACGUUCGUUCAAAACCUCACGGUUUUGAACAAAGCUAGAGAUUAUGCUUCAAGGGGAAUGGUGACAGAACUGCAAGGGCUCCACAAGACUCAGGUUGACGAGUUCAUGGCCCAGUGGCGCCACAGCAAGGCUUUCAGAGAGGACUACGAGGCCAGGAUCCUCUCCUCUCUCAAUGACCGGCAACUGGGCAGAGAUGGCCGGAUGAUGACUCCUGAUCAGUGAAAUUGGCUAAGAAAUUGCUAGAGGUUCAAGAAGUAGGGUUGCUUUAAUUUAGCACAGUGAAAAAAAAAACCCCAUAGAAAUACGGUGGCAUGUAUUCUCAAACUCUUGAGUGGAACACCACAAAAAAUACACAUGAAAACACUA
This is a messenger RNA of Setaria italica (foxtail millet), 1299 nucleotides long. RefSeq names its product proton pump-interactor BIP103-like. The record is from RefSeq and is a predicted model, not a curated record. The transcript is spliced from 7 exons. The coding region runs from base 1 to 1155 and encodes 384 amino acids. Lineage: Eukaryota; Viridiplantae; Streptophyta; Magnoliopsida; Poales; Poaceae.